UCAUUUCUCCAUUACUUUUUAUUAUUAUAAGACUUUCUCAUGUAUACAAAAGCAAGCAUGGAGACACUUGUGGUUUAGUUUCAAAAGAGUUCUGGUGGAAUUAACACAUUCGAGGGAGGGACCUUUCGAUACUGACACAAAAUGGACUUCUACUAUCUUCCUUUAUCGGCUCCUUGUCGUGCCGUCACCAUGACCGCCGAAGCGCUCGGCGUUAAAUUAAAUAAGAUAAAGUUAGAUUUGUUUGCAGGAGCUCAUCUGAAACCAGAGUUUCUUAAACUCAACCCACAACAUACAAUACCCACAUUGGUGGAUAAUGGCUUCUCUAUUUGGGAGUCACGUGCCAUAAUCAUCUAUUUGGUCGAAAAAUACGGUAAAAAUGAUUCGUUAUACCCGAAAUGCCCGAAGAAGCGCGCUCUCAUCAACCAACGUCUGUUCUUUGAUGCCGGCACAUUAUACCAGGCGUUCGUUAAUGCCUAUAUAGCAAAAUAUAUGUUUAAAAAGCCUAUAGAUGAUGAAAAGAUCAAUAAAAUUGAUACAGCUUUUGAGUUCUUGAACACUUUCCUCGAAGGACAUACUUAUGCUGCCGGCGAUACUUUGACUCUCGCUGAUCUCUCGUUGUUAGCAACAGUGUCAUCUUAUGAUGUUGCCAAAUACGAUUUCAGUAAAUAUGCCAAUGUGGCCAGAUGGUACGAGAAUUUGAAGAAAACUGCACCCGGUUGGGAAGAAAACUGGGCGGGCUGUAUAGAAUAUGGGGAAUUAAUGAACUAAAAUGUAUGUUUAUAUACAAUAGUGCGGUUCCAAAGCAUUUAUUGAUCAUCAUUAUAUCUUUAUGACUGUGUCGUAAUUAAAAUAAGAAAGUAUAGUGUUUUACUGAAA
Messenger RNA from Bactrocera dorsalis (oriental fruit fly), 876 nucleotides. Its product is annotated as glutathione S-transferase D1-like. Lineage: Eukaryota; Metazoa; Arthropoda; Insecta; Diptera; Tephritidae. The record is from RefSeq and is a predicted model, not a curated record. Gene Ontology annotation, biological process: glutathione metabolic process. Bases 142 to 768 code for a protein of 208 amino acids. The transcript has 2 exons. Gene Ontology annotation, molecular function: glutathione transferase activity.